GAGUAAGGGAGAUUAAAAAAAAGGGAUAAUCAUGCUCAAUGAUCAAAAUUGAUCACGAGCGUUCCUUCAAACUCCUAUCUAUAUUUUCUUCUUCGUUAGGAUACCAUAUUUUUCUUAGAUCUGAUCUUAUCUCCGUUUCAUAUUGUUGCUUUCAUUUGAUAAUCGAAGAUCCAGCCAUGGAUUUCAUGAAAGUCAUCGAUCAAACAGUCCGCGAAAUAAAGAGGGAGGUGAACUUGAAAGUGUUGAAGGUUCCUGAGAUAGAACAGAAGGUGUUGGAUGCGACGGACGAUGAACCUUGGGGCCCCCAUGGAACUGCAAUGGCUGAGAUAGCACAGGCUACAAAGAAAUUUUCUGAAUGUUCAAUUGUUAUGAAUGUUCUUUGGACAAGAUUGAAAGAGACUGACAAGAACUGGCGUUAUGUCUACAAGGCAUUGGUUGUUAUAGAGUAUUUGGUGGCACAUGGAUCAGAACGUUCGGUGGAUGAGAUCGUAGAACAUACUUAUCAGAUUUCGUCUCUUACAAAAUUUGAGUAUGUCGAGCCAAGUGGAAAGGAUAUGGGAAUUAACGUAAGGAAGAAGGCAGAAAACAUUGUGUCACUUUUAAAUGACAAGGACAAGAUACAUGAAGUUAGGAACAAGGCUUCUGCAAAUCGUGAAAAGUAUUUUGGACUAUCAUCUACUGGAGUAACAUACAAGUCAGGGUCUGCCUCUCUUAGUAGUGGCAGUCGAUAUGGAGGUUUUGGCAGUAAUACAGAUAGUGACUCAUUCGCUUACAAGGAAAGAGAUCAAUAUGGUGAAGAUAAGUUUGAUCAAAAGACCACUUACAAAUCUCGAAGGGAGAUUUCUGAGAAAGAUGGCAGCUUGAAUAAGGGGCCCUCUCCUUAUGUAAGUAAGAGCCAAGGUGGUGUUUCUGCUGGUGGAUCAAAGACGACAAACAAGAGCUUCUCUGAUAAAAAUGCUUCAAAACCCUCAGUAAACUCAAGUACACCAAGUAGCAAUUAUGACGAUGAUUUUGAUGAUUUUGAUCCUCGUGGGACUUCAACUGCUAAGCCUUCUGUUGGAAGUUCUAACCAAGUAGAUCUUUUUGGGGAAAGUUUGGUUGGUGACCUCUUGGAUGCACCCGUGUCUGCUCCAACUGACAAGCCCAGUGUUCGCUCAGAAGUUGAUUUAUUUGCUGAUGCAGAUUUUGUAUCUGCUACCCCACAGUCUGAAAUGGGGGGAAGCUCUCAGUCUCAGACGAGUGUUGAUCUAUUCGCCCAACCUGAAGUAGGGGGAAGCUCUCAAGCUCAGGUGACCGGUAUUGAUCUGUUCUCACAGCCUGCGCCUUUGCCUGCCCCAGCAAUACCCAUGCCUCAGUCGUCCUCCAUUGAUUUUUUUUCAGUACCUGAUCCAGCUGUGAAAUCUUCAAAACAAGAGCCCAUGAACACUAAUAUAGUUGAUCCCUUUGCUGCAGUUCCAUUAAAUACAUUUGAUAGUUCUGACCCAUUUGGAUCAUUUGUUUCCCAAACUGAUCCUGUAUCUGCAACGCCCAAUGAGACUGUUGCCAGUGGUCUAAAUCAAGGAAACUUAAAUAAUUCUUCGGUAGAAUCCAAGCCCCCACCCAAGAAGGAUGCUUUUCAGGUCAAGUCUGGAAUAUGGGCUGAUUCUUUAAGCCGUGGACUGAUUGAUCUUAACAUAAGUGCACCAAAGAAAGUCAACCUGGCAGAUGUUGGCAUUGUUGGUGGAUACGGAUUUGAGGAGAAAGACAAGGGACCUACCACCGUGCAGACGACAUUUUACAUGGGGAGAGCGAUGGGUCAGGGGUCUGGGCUGGGCAAAACCGGGUUUACUUCAAAUGCCGAAGAUGACAUCUUCUCAAGCCUUAGCAGCGGUCAACAAUAUGGUGGCUUCUCAAAAUGAUUUCCAUAGAUAAAUCUGGCAUUCCAAAUUAUGAUGAUAUCCAUCCAAUUUUCAUAUAUUCUUUCUUUUGUGGAUUUCACAGAGAGGUCAAAUGUUUAUUUGUGUGCGAUCUCUUCAUUUUGCGAUUGUUUGAAAGUGUGUAUUGGUAAUCCAGUUUUCAGAAACAGGAUCUGUAUUUUUGAAUUUCUCA
Molecule: messenger RNA, 2088 nt
Organism: Ipomoea triloba (trilobed morning glory)
Lineage: Eukaryota; Viridiplantae; Streptophyta; Magnoliopsida; Solanales; Convolvulaceae
Product: clathrin interactor EPSIN 1-like
Exons: 14
Coding region: 39-1898 (619 amino acids)
Biological process (GO): endocytosis
Cellular component (GO): clathrin vesicle coat; endosome; plasma membrane
Molecular function (GO): phospholipid binding; clathrin binding
Source: RefSeq, a predicted model, not a curated record